AUGCACCUACAAUUUUUGAAAAGAUUUCUUUGAUUGCAAAUGUCAACGCAUGUACAUACUAUAAAAGAUGUUAGUGGUAAUCCAAAAUAUAUACCAUGCAUAUAUAUAGUUUGGCACUUCCCAAUUAUUAUUUUCAAAGCUAAUAAAACAAGAUGAUUUCUCAUUCCUUCUUAUUAGCUAUGAUUGUGCUCCUUCUUCUUUUCCUUCUCCCACUUUUCUCCGUCUUUAAGAGAAACAAGAAAUCACAACCACAUUUACCCCUCCCUCCAAGUCCACCAACAAUACCAAUAAUUGGACAUCUUCAUCUCCUUAAACCACUUAUUCAUCAUGCCUUCCGCGACCUCUCUGAGCGAUAUGGACCUCUUAUAUCCCUUCGACUUGGCUCUGCUCGAUUUAUAGUUGUUAACACUCCAUCACUCGCCAAAGAGUUUCUCAAGACGCACGAGCUUGUGUAUUCCCAUCGUAAAAUGAACAUAGCCAUCAACAUGGUUGUCUAUGACGACGCCACUUUUGCAUUCGCCCCUUAUGGUUCAUAUUGGAAAUUUAUUAAAAAGCUCAGCACCACUGAGCUCUUGGGUAACCGAACCAUUGGGCAAUUCCUACCGAUUCGAACCCAAGAACUCGAUGAAUUCAUUCAAACAUUGACAAAUAAAUCUAAGGCCAGAGAAAGUUUGAACCUCACACAAGCUUUGUUGAAGCUUUCAAACAACAUAAUAUCACGAAUGAUGUUGAGCAUUGAAACCUCAGGGACAGACAACCAGGCAGAACAAGCUAGGGCUUUGGUUCGCGAGGUAACACAAAUUUUUGGAGAAUUUAAUGUUUCGGAUUUUAUAGGAUUUUUCAAGAACUUUGACUUGCAAGGUUUUAAAAAAAGGGCCUUGGACAUACACAAGAGGUAUGAUGCUUUGUUGGAGAAGAUAAUUUCCGAUCGGGAGGAAUCAAGAAGGAAAACCAAGGUAAUAGAGGAUGGUUCUCUAAAUGGAGAAGAGAGACUCAAAGAUUUUCUUGACAUUUUGCUUAAUGUCUUUGAGGAGAAAGACCUUGAAGUCAAUUUUACUAGAAGUCAUAUCAAAUCAUUGAUCUUGGAUUACUUCACAGCAGCUACCGACACUACUGCCAUCUCAGUCGAAUGGGCAAUAUCAGAACUGUUUAACAAUCCAAGGGUGUUGAAAAAAGCUCAAGAGGAGGUAGAGAGAGUUGUAGGAAAGGAAAGAUUAGUGUGUGAAGAAGACAGUCCAAACCUUCCUUAUAUACAUGCCAUCAUAAAAGAAACCAUGAGGCUUCACCCUCCGAUACCGAUGAUUAUGAGGAAAGGAAUGGAAGAUUGUGUUGUUGAUGGUAAAAUGGUUCCAAAAGGAUCAAUGGUUUGUGUGAACAUUUGGGCUAUGGGAAGAGACCAAAAGAUAUGGGAAAAUGCAUUAGAUUUUAAGCCAGAAAGGUUUUUAGAAAACAAAGAAGGAAACAAUAUAGAUAUGAAAGGGCAUCACUAUGAGUUGCUACCAUUUGGUUCUGGAAGGAGAGGCUGCCCUGGUAUGCCGUUGGCCAUGCGCCAAUUGCCCACCGUAGUCGGGGCUUUGGUGCAAUGCUUUGAGUGGAAAAUGCUUGACUCCGAAGGUAAAAUAUUAGAUCGAGGCAAAACAAUCGAUAUGGAUGAAAGACCUGGAUUGACCGCUCCUAGAGCCAAUGAUCUUAUUUGUAUUCCGAUUUCAAGAAUGAACCCAAAUACUUUUCUUCAGCUUUUGUAAAAGGGAAUUUGUGACAUUUUAGAGAUGGAACAAAGGUUAUGUCAGGCGGAAGGAUCUAUUCUCAUACCAUUAAUGUAGCAUCCUAGUAGGGAGAUGUGUCAAUAUGUAGUGUCUUGCAUUUUGUCGUAAAAAACUAUCUCCCAUGUAGAGAACCUAUGACAAAUAGAAGGAAAAAAUUAUGGAUGUAUAGUUCAAUUAAUA
Messenger RNA from Medicago truncatula (barrel medic), 1946 nucleotides. RefSeq names its product cytochrome P450 93B16. The record is from RefSeq and is a predicted model, not a curated record. Gene Ontology annotation, molecular function: oxidoreductase activity, acting on paired donors, with incorporation or reduction of molecular oxygen; monooxygenase activity; iron ion binding. The transcript is spliced from 2 exons. The coding region runs from base 153 to 1745 and encodes 530 amino acids. Lineage: Eukaryota; Viridiplantae; Streptophyta; Magnoliopsida; Fabales; Fabaceae.